Molecule: messenger RNA, 7053 nt
Organism: Salarias fasciatus (jewelled blenny)
Lineage: Eukaryota; Metazoa; Chordata; Actinopteri; Blenniiformes; Blenniidae
Gene: psme4a
Product: proteasome activator subunit 4a
Exons: 47
Coding region: 472-5958 (1828 amino acids)
Biological process (GO): proteasomal ubiquitin-independent protein catabolic process
Cellular component (GO): nucleus; cytosol; spermatoproteasome complex
Molecular function (GO): proteasome binding; peptidase activator activity
Source: RefSeq, a predicted model, not a curated record
UCCUCUGCUGUAGUUGGAUGAAUCAGUCGACGUUGUCAGUCCUUGGGAUAUGACAGUGCUUUUGUAGUACAGAGCUAACUUUAGCUAGACCGUUAGCAGGAUUUCAGGAUUGCGUUAGCCGAAAGACAAGAAUACAGUGCCGAGGUGGUUUAAGGGGAGAAAGUCGUGUUUUUGUUUUUUUUUUUUUUUCGGUUUGCCUUAAUAUUUUUGAAAGAUGAUAUCGGCAGCGUUGUUGUUUUCUGAUAAAGGAAGCUAAUUCAACUUUAGCUAGAUGGCUAGCUAGCGUGUCAUCAACUUGUGAAUCAGAUAACUUGGUGUCUUUGUGGGCCGUCACAGGCUGAUUAUUCGUCAGCGGCACCAGUUAGCCGGAGGUUUCUCCGUUACUUUAGCCGGGCAGCAGAGCAACGUGCACCGGGAGCCAGAAGUGAAGAAGUGCUAGCUCAUUGAAGCUAGCCGGCUGGAAUCUGGAACAUGAAGAGCACACAGUCUGCCACUUUGGAUUUUGUUCCUCAGAAAGACAUCGUAUACAACAAACUUCUGCCAUACGCGGACAAACUAGAUGAGGAGUCCAAUGAUAUUUUGAGUAAAAUAAAAGGUAACUUGGGCCGAGCUGUCCAGCUUAGGGAGCUAUGGCCCGGCGUCCUGUUUUGGACCAGGAAACUUUCCACGUACAUGAGGCUGUAUGGACGGAAAUUCAGCAAAGAAGACCAUGUGCUCUUCAUCAAGUUGCUGUACGAGCUAGUGACGAUCCCCAAGCUGGAGAUCAGCAUGAUGCAGGGCCUCGCUCGGCUUCUUAUCAACCUCCUCAAGAAGAGAGAACUACUUUCAAGGGAGGACCUUGAGUUGCCGUGGAGACCGCUGUACGAGCUACACGACAGGAUUCUGUUCUCCAAGACGGAGCAUCUGGGUCUGAACUGGUUUCCCAAUUCUGUGGAAAGUGUGUUGAAAACACUUGUGAAAAGCUGCAGACCGUACUUUUCAGAGUCUGCUACUCAGGAGAUGCUGGAUGAGUGGAGGCCACUGCUUUGUCCGUUUGACGUCACCAUGCAGCGAGCCAUCAGCUACUUUGAACUCUUUCUCCCAACAACCCUGCCUCCAGAGCUGCACCACAAAGGGUUUAAGUUGUGGUUUGAGGAGUUCAUCAGUUUAUGGAUGUCUGUACAAAACCUUCCCAGCUGGGAACUCCAUCUGGUCAACCUCUUUGCUCGCUUGGCUAAUGACAACAUUGGUUACAUUGACUGGGACCCCUAUAUACCCAAGAUUUUCACCAGGAUCCUGAGGAGUCUGAAUCUCCCGGUUGGGACCAGUCAGAUGAUGGUCCCCCGGUACAUCACCAAUGCCUACGACAUCAGCCAUGUGGUGCUUUGGGUGUCUUCCCUUCUGGGAGGACCCAGCAAGCAAGCUCAAGCACAGCUCAGUGGCCUUUUCAACAGCAUUACAUCCUUCUUCCACCCGUCAAACCAUGGCCGCUGGUUGAUGAAGCUCAUGAAGCUGCUGCAGCGUCUCCCAGCCAGCGUGGUUCGGCGGCUGCACCGGGAGCGCUACAGGAAGCCCACGUGGCUGACGCCCAUCCCAGACACUCACAAGCUCACAGAGGAGGACAUCACGGCCUUUGUCGAAAGCAUGAUGCAGCCGGUUCUGCUGGCCAUGUUCAGCAAGACAGGCAGCCUCGACGCGGCCCAGGCCCUGCAGAACCUCGCUCUCAUGAGGCCCGAGUUGGUCAUUCCUCCCGUGCUGGAGAAAACAUACCCUGCUCUGGAGACGCUAACCGAGCCCCACCAGCUCACAGCCACUCUGAGCUGCAUGAUCGGCGUGGCACGGAGCCUCGUGUCAGGUGGGCAGCACUUUCCCGAGGGGCCCACUCACAUGCUGCCCCUGCUUAUGAGGGCGCUGCCAGGCGUCGACCCCAAUGACUUCAGCAAAUGCAUGAUCACAUUCCAGUUCAUCGCUACGUUUGUGACUCUUGUGCCUUUGGUGGACUGCUCGUCUGCCCUACACGACAGAACCGAUUUGACAGAGGUGGAAAGAGAAUUGUGCUCUGCCUCAGCUGAGUUUGAAGACUUUGUACUGCAGUUCAUGGACAGAUGCUUCGCUCUCAUCGACAGCAGCACACUGGAGCAAACGCGAGAGGAAACAGAAACCGAGAAAAUGACUCAUCUGGAGAGUCUCGUUGAGCUCGGACUGUCUUCAACCUUCAGCACCAUCCUCACACAGUGCUCGUUGGACAUUUUCAAGGUGGCUCUGGAAAAGGUGUUUAACUUUGCGACGACCAACAUCUUUGAGACACGCGUUUCUGGGAGAAUGGUGGCGGACAUGUGCAGAGCUACCGCUAAGUGUCACCCUGCAGAGUCGCUCAAGAUGUUUGUGCCGCACUGCUGCAACGCCAUAAACCAAAUUGCCGUCAAUGAGGAAGUGUUGAAUGAGGAGGAGCUUGACAAGGAGUUGCUGUGGAAUCUCCAGCUGCUCUCCGAGGUGUCUCGAGUUGAUGGCGACAAGAUCCUGCCCUACCGCUCCGACCUGGUGCAGAUUCUGCAGUUGACGCUCCACUUGAAGUGUAAACAGGGAUACACACUAGCCUGCAACUUGCUGCACCACGUCCUUCGCUCCACUGCGCUCAUCUACCCCACCGAGUACUGCAGCGUGCCCGGAGGCUUCCACCAACCCAUCAGCGACUACCUACCCAUCAAGGACUGGGGCCGGCCUGGUGACUUGUGGAAUUUGGACAUCCGUUGGCACGUUCCCAGCACCGAGGAGAUCUCAUUUGCUUUUUACUUACUGGAUCUGAUCCUCCAGCCCGAGCUGCAGCGCCUUCAGAGAUUUGCACAAGGAGAUCAGGACAUGAGCAGAGAUGAUGUCUUGCAGAGCCUCACCAUCAUUCAGCACUGCCUCCUCGGUGCUGGGAGCCUCAUGCCUCCCCUGAAAGGAGAACCCAUCCCUAAACUUGUUCACAGCAUGGUGAAUCUUGACGAAACCACCCUCUACACAGGAAUGGAUUACAAUGAGUCCAGGGAAAACUACAGAGAUGCGAUCUGUCAUGUGAUGAGACAGCUGCUGCAUUAUAUCCUGGAGCACUCCGAAGAUGACACCAAGUCUCUCUUCUCCAUCAUAAAGAUCAUCAGCGAUCUUCUGCACUUCAAAGGCUCUCACAAGCACGAGUUUGACUCCCGCUGGAAGAGCUUCAACCUUGUGAAGAAAUCAAUGGAGAACAGACUCCAUGGCAGGAAGCAGCACAUCAGGGCUCUGCUAAUCGACAGAGUCAUGCUGCAGCACGAGUUGCGCAAGUUGACAGUGGAAGGAUGUCAGUACAGGAGCAUUCACCAGGAGCUCAUGAGAGAUCUGCUGAGGCUCUCUACAAGCACCUACAGUCAGGUACGCAGCAAAGCUCAGAAUGUGUUGUUCACUGCACUGGGAACCUACAAUUUCUGCUGCAGAGAUCUCAUCCCCCACGUCCUGGAGUUUCUCAACCCGGACAACAGCAGCGUCACUCAGCAGCAGUUCAAAGGUGCCUUGUACUGCCUCCUGGGGAAUCACAACGGAGUGUGCCUGGCAAAUCUGCAUGACUGGGAGUGCAUUGCUCUGACGUGGCCUGCCAUCGUGCGCUCUGGCCUUAGUUCAGCCAUGUCUCUGGAGAAGCCCUCCAUUGUGCGGCUCUUCGAUGACCUCGCAGACAAAAUUCAUCGGCAAUAUGAGACCAUCGGCAUCGACUUCUCAAUCCCCGAUGAGUGCUGUGCUGUUGCCAAACAACUCAUGAUUGCUGAAAAGCCUGUUCCUGCGGAGCCGGUUCCUUCAGAGGAAGAAGAGGAGGAUGGUUCGAAAAAGAAGGACCUGAAGAACUCUGAAUCUGUUGAGAAAUACAAGCAGCUCAUUGCUGAUCUUCUGGACUCCCUUGGCAACAGGAACUUGCCUUGGAAGUUUGAGCACAUUGCCAUUGGCUUCCUGUCUUUGCUGCUGAGAGACGAUCACCAACUCCCACCUCCUGCUGUAACGUUCUUUGUGAAGAGCCUCAACCACGAUUCCCUCUACGUCCGAAAGGUGGCAAUAUCAGCCGUGGCAGGGAUCAUGAAACAGAUCAAGAGACAGCAUAAGAAAGUCCCUGUCAGCCCAUCUGAGCUUUACAAAAUAAAGGAGCCAAGUGGGAUUGUAGCAGGGGACCGUCCAGACAACCAGUGGCUCCAGUACAACAGCAGCAACCUGCCGCGCACUCAGCAGGACUGGGACCACUGUGUGUUCGUGGAGAAGACUCACUGGGGAUACUACUGCUGGCCAAGAAAAUUAUUGAUGUACGCGCCACUGGAAGAGCAACCCAAACAGAACCUGACCAGAGAGGAGAUGACUGAGCGGGAACAGAUCAUCUUCGACCAUUUUUCGGACCCUGUGUUCAUCAACCAGUUCAUCGAGUUUCUGUCUCUGGAAGAUCGCAAGGGGAAGGACAAGUUCAGCCCUCGCAGAUUCUGUUUGUUCAAGGGAUUGUUCCGUAACUUCAGCGAUGCCUUUCUGCCGCUCAUGCGGCCGCAUAUGGAGCGCCUGGUGGCAGACUCUCAUGAGAGUAAGCAGCGCUGUGUGGCAGAGAUCAUCUCCGGACUGAUCCGAGGCUGCAAGCACUGGAGUUACUCGAAGGUGGAAAACCUUUGGCAGUUGUUGUGUCCUUUGCUCCAUACGGCCCUGUCAAACAUCACAAUAGAAACGUAUGCCGACUGGGGCACCUGCAUCGCCACAGCCUGUGAAAGCAGAGACCCGCGCAAGCUUCACUGGUUGUUUGAGAUGUUGAUGGAGUCUCCGGUGAAUGGAGAGGGAGGCUCGUUUGUCGAUGCAUGUCGUCUGUAUGUGCUGCAAGGAGGCCUUGCUCAACAGGAGUGGCGAGUACCAGAGCUCCUCCACAGGCUGCUGCAGUACCUGGAGCCCAAACUCACACAGGUCUACAAGAACGUACGGGAACGUAUCGGCAGCGUGCUCACGUACAUCUUCAUGAUCGACGUCAGCUUGCCGUACACUCAGCCGACCACCUCGCCACGCAUCUCCGACUUCAUCGAGCGAAUUCUGGUCCAGCUGAAGCCUCUGACGGAAGGCGACGAGGAGAUCCAGAACCACGUGGUCGAGGAGAACGAGGUGGGAGAGCAGGACGAGAGGACACAAGCCAUCAAGUUACUCAAAACAGUGCUGAAGUGGCUGAUUGCGAGUGCCGGUCGCUCCUUCUCCACCGCUGUCCCAGAACAACUGCGUUUGCUUCCUCUGCUCUUCAAGAUCGCCCCAGUGGAGAAUGACGACAGCUACGACGAGCUGAAGAGAGACGCCAAGACCUGCCUGUCUCUGAUGUCCCAAGAACUCCUCUACAGUGAACAGAUUCCCAUGGUCCUCAGUGCUCUGCAGGAGAUUGCUGGCAGCAGCUCCUGGCAUGCUCGCUACACCGUGCUGACGUACCUCCAGAUUAUGGUGUUUUACAACCUGUUCACAUUCAUGAGUGACCGGAAGUUAGUGACUGAUGUCCGAUCACUGGUCAUCAGAUUGCUGGAGGACGAACAGCUUGAGGUGCGAGAAAUGGCUGCCACCACGCUGAGUGGUUUCCUCCAGUGCAAUUUCCUGUCCAUGGACGCUCCCAUGCAGGCGCACUUUGAGGCUCUGUGCAAGACGCGCCUGCCGAAGAAGAGGAAGAGGGAGCUCGGCUCCACGGUGGACACCAUUCCCUCUGCUGACCUGGUGCGCCGCCAUGCUGGAGUUCUGGGGCUGAGCGCUUGCAUCCUCUCCAGCCCCUAUGACGUGCCCACCUGGAUGCCCCAGCUGUUAAUGGACCUGAGCGCUCACCUCAACGACACGCAGCCCAUCGAGAUGACUGUCAAGAAAACGCUGUCCAACUUCCGCCGGACUCACCAUGACAACUGGCAGCAGCACAAGCAGCAGUUCACAGACGACCAGCUGCUCGUCCUCACUGACCUGCUGGUCUCUCCCUGUUACUACGCCUAAAACCUGAUUCACAAUCUCCAGACUACCGACACCAGCCUGCACUGGGGAAGGAGACCCUAAUUGGUGGUUGAUGAAAGACGCAGCAUCCCCACAGCCCAGCGUGGAAGAGUGACACGCAAAGGAACUACGUUGUGACACACAAAAGGAUUGUGUAUUUAUGUAUUUAGUUCAUUUGCAUUUCUACUAUACUUAAUAUUUAAGGUUCAAUCAUUGCAGGGAUGGAUGACCUGCAGUUUGUAACAUUAUUGUACAGAUUUUUCUCCCCCUCUUUUGUGGUGUGUAUGUGUACAUGUACACAGGUGUGUGUGUGUGUGUGCGCGUGUGUGUAUGCGUGUGCGGUUUUUGGGAUGCUUGACGACAUCUGCCGGUGUCCCACACAUUUCUCAGGAUUAUAUCCCAAGCAUCAGCUCUGAGCCAACCUGAUGUCCAGCAAAGGACACACUCUUCGCUAUCUUCCAAUAGUGAAGCGUCUGUUUCAUGCCGCAGUGAAGUAACUGCUGAACAUGAACUCUAAGUUUCGGCUCAGUUUUGCAACACGCGAUGUUUGUGUGGCUGUUUGAUCUAUAUAUGAUUAUGCGUCAUCGUAUGCAUGUAUCAUAUCAUAGCAAAUACGCACAAACAUGUUUAUUUAUUUACUUUUAUGAAGCGCUAAGUUUUAUUUAAAUUUUUUUUUUUCUCUUAGAAAUUAAUGCUGCGAUUAAGUGAUUUUAGCAGUGGAUCCUGGUCUCAUCUACUCUUUGCAAAGAAAGCAGCGAGGAGCUUGCACUCUCCCUGUGCUGUGUGGUGCGUUUGUUGCGAGGUCCUGACCAAAGUUAGAUCAUCCCGUCAUGUGUUUUGGUGCAAGGAAAAAAAAAAAUAAAACGAUAAAUCUGAUCUCUUUCCCUGAACAUUUGACCCGUUCUCAAAAUCCAUUAAGAUGAAACGGAAUCGGUUUGAUUUGCAUUUGCGAUACGUUUUGCCCUGAUAACUUGAAAACCAGUUUAAUCUUUGAAGCAUUUAGUACCUCACAUGCAUAUAGUGUAGUGCCAAAACUGCAGUGAUUUUUUUUUUUUUUUAGAUUACCGUUUGCUUAUUCACAGAAACAAUAAACUCUUU